Molecule: messenger RNA, 684 nt
Organism: Cylindrotheca closterium
Lineage: Eukaryota; Bacillariophyta; Bacillariophyceae; Bacillariales; Bacillariaceae
Source: the annotation of a GenBank genome assembly
AUGAUGAACUUAUUUGGAAAGAAGAAGACACCAACGUCUACGGUGUCUGCAACUUCCACCAGACAGGCGACUGAUCCUCAACAAACUGUCGUCAAACUGAGAGAGACCAUCGCCAAUCAAGAAAAAAGAGAAGAGCACUUGCAGAAGAAGAUUGAUCAAAUUGUGAAGGAAGCGAAACUCAAGAUGUCAAAGGGUGACAAGAAAGGUGCUCUAUUUGCAAUGAAACGAAAAAAGUUAUACGAGCAGGAGCAAGACAAGAUUGCGAAUGUCAAGAUGACUCUUGAAACACAAGUAAUUAGUUUGGAAUCGGCCGCACAAAACGCAAUGACAUUCCAAGCAAUGCAAGCAGGUACAAAGACAAUGGCAAAGAUUCGAGACGAUGUUGGAAUAGAAAAGGUUGAUGAUGUCAUGGAUGAAAUCAAGGAAGAAAUGGAAUUGGCGCAAGAAAUCAACGAUGCCAUUGCCCAACCUAUUGAUCCGCUUCUUAUGGCAGAUGAAGAUGACUUGUUGGCGGAACUCAACGAUCUGGAAACAGCAGACUUGGAGGCCGAAUUGCUCAAACCACCACCAACCGCAGAAUCAUCCUUUUCGUUACCAGAUGCUCCCAGAAACGAAUUGCCAGCACUUGCCAAGAAGGAAGAAGACGACCUCAAGGCACUGGAAGCAGAGUUGGCAGGAUUGUAA